AUGGAUACGCUGCGAGAAUAUGUUACAUUAAUAUUCCCAGACUUGGAGGAAAUUACACAUAAUCUUCAAAGAAAAAUAGAAUUACUGAAAAGUCGAAAAGAUGGUGUUGAUCAUGAAUUACAAAAUGCAGCAUGUCAUUCUGGAAAAAAACGCAAGAGAGAGGUUGAAGAUUGGAGGAAUAAUGUUGAAAACAUUAGAGAAGAGUUUGAAACCUUGGAACAACGAGUACAACAAAGCCGCAGUAUUUAUCAUGUUUUCAAACGACAAGAGUUGGCUGAACAGCUUGAAAGAAUGACUAAGGUAGUGACGGAACUUGAUGAACAAAGUGAUUUUCCAGGCGGGCUUUCUCUUGCGGUUGAUGAGAGUAUUGACCAGUUAUUGUUAACACCCGAACCAACUGACCAAGCAUUUGAACGAAAUUUACUUGACAUUUGUAAGUCAUUAAUGGAUGUCAACGUCAUAAGCAUAAGCAUUGGCAUUUAUGGAAUGGGGGGAGUAGGCAAAACGACUCUGGCAAAGCGUGUCCAUGAUCAGCUAAAAGAAUCUACAUUCUCGGGUCAUGUUUAUUGGGUCACCGUCUCUCAAGAGUUCAGCAUUGACAAAUUGCAAAGUGACAUUGCCAAAGCAUUGAAUCUACAUUUUUCAUGUGGCAGUGAUAAGACGAAAAGGGCAGCUCAACUGUUCCAGGAAUUCAAGAAAAGGGGGAGAUUCGUACUUAUACUGGAUGAUGUUUGGGAACGAAUUGAUGCAGAGAAGAUAGGCAUUCCUUUAAAAAGGAAUGGAUGCAAGUUGGUCGUAACAAGUCGAUCAGAAGAAGUUUGUCAUCGUAUGAGCUGCAAGAAGAUUAUAAAAGUGAACACACUUUCCGAUCAAGAAGCUUUGGAUCUAUUCUUGCAGACACUUGAUCAUGGUGAACAACUAUCUGUAGAAGUAGAAGAGAUUUGCGAGAAAAUGGUAAAUAGAUGUGGUGGUUUGCCACUUGCACUCAUCACAUUAGCUGGAAGCAUGAGAAGCGUGAUUGACAUUCAUGAAUGGAAAGAUGCAUUGGAAGGACUAAAAGUGUCAUGUUUAGAACCUGUUCUUGAAGACACUUGA
Messenger RNA from Fraxinus pennsylvanica, 1095 nucleotides. Lineage: Eukaryota; Viridiplantae; Streptophyta; Magnoliopsida; Lamiales; Oleaceae. The record is from the annotation of a GenBank genome assembly.